AUGGCGAUUGUACAAUAGGGGUGGGUUUGUGAGUCCUGCACCCUUGUGGCAAAAUGGUCGAAGCCCCGUUGACGCACACUGUCAUAUUUGGGGGGAUGGCAAACGGUUGGGCAUUGUCGUUGGAGAUCGGGCCACUAUGUAUGCCGUGAGUGCGUGAAGUUUACAACGGGGCCGUUGCGCAAUCGACCCCAUCCGCGCCCGUGGCGGCGGCUGCGCCACGAUGGAUUACAGCGUCGUCGGGUCGAGUCGCCGGAGCCGCUCCCUAUAAAACGAAACAGAAAAGACUGCUGUGGCAAUUUGUGUGUGUCUGUUCCCUAAAAAAAUCGCGUUUUUACAUAAUACCUCAUAAGUUGAUUGUAAUCGCUACAGUCGGACGGUACCGUGAACCGGACGACCGUUUGCCAGGGUGUUUUCUCUUUGGGGAAAGUGUGCCGAUGGACAUCACUAUGGGUGUUGUGUGAUAAAAAUCCUUUUUCUUUCCACCCUUCUGUGCCCAAAAAACGGUGUGUGUGUGCCCCCAUAACACGGGGUGUGCUACGCGAGAGAGGCAAGAAAAAUUUGGGGCUGGUGCAUGAAGAGCAAAAUCGGGGCCAGCAGUCUCAUCGUCUUGGUCACAUCCAUUCCACUUGAGUCCGAUGGUGUGUGAAUUGGUGGCAUCCGAUGUAUUUUAUCGCCAAUCAUCUCGUCACCUCAAUCAGUCCCAUGGAAGUUGCCGUGCUGAGCAAAGCUCGCCUAUCUAUCUCUCAGCUUCAUCUCGCUCAAGUCAAUCUUUUGUGCUUCGUAUUCCACUAAGAAAGUGAUCAACUGUGGAAAGGAGAGAAUUAAGCAGACACACCGCAGCAAUGAGGAGAUAGUGCUUACACAUAGCAAGUGACUCUGAGCAGUGAAAGACAAACAAGGCUGGGGAGCCCGAGAAGUUAGGACACGAGAGUGAAUUUUUAAUAAAAAAUAAAUAAAUAAAUAAAACAAGAAGUUAAAUAGAAUUAAAAGUGCAAGUUAAAUAAAUUUAAAAGAAAGAAAUCAAUUUAAUAAAAACACGUGAAUCGAUUUAUAUACCGAUUAAUUUCUCACACAUUAAUACCCCUACCGACCGAGUAAAUUCGUAAUAUUCUAAGAGCAAAGUUGUGGCGUGUGUGAUUUUUUAGAAAUCUAAUUUAAAAAAGAAAAAUAAAUUGAAAGCACAUCGACAAUGAAGCUGAGAAAAUCCACGACAGAUAUGGCGGAUUCGGAUUUUCCGCUAAAACAGGGAUAUCCCGCUUAGACGUUUUCCAGUCGUUGCAUUCAGCGAUCCGAAGCAGACGAUAUGGGCACAGCAUGGCCUCAGAAGUAUCAUUAUACGACCAGAGGGCAUGCGAGUACCAGUGUAGUAAUGAGUGCUGCGGCCUCAACAGUUGCCCAGAUCACCAGGGGUGGUCAUGGGCAGGAGGAGAUGUGUGGCACACGGGGUGCGAUUCGUACAGUCAACAAAGGUUUCAGAGGCACCGAUGGAAAGGCCUCAUUGUCGCGCCAGUCAUCGUGGACAAUGGUGGGUGCGGAUGUGAGGAUGAGACGGUGGACAUUCGGGGGUUGGCCGUGGACUGGUGGAGCGGAUGGGAUACCGACUCAGGAGGCGAUAUGUCGAAAUAUAACAAAAGCUGCCAAUCGAAAUGUAAAAAAAAUGAAUCAACGGGUGCCACCUCAACCCCAAUCGAUGGGUUUGUGUGUACCGAUGAUGGGAAAUGCUGCCAAAAAGCCCGUGCAAAGCAUCGCUGCCAAUCCAUUAAUUCUACUAAUUGCCAUUAUGAGAUUUUCCGGCAUGAAGAGUGCGACCAGACUCUUCUGCCAAGGUUACAUCCCUCUGCCUUGCUUCCCAGCCACAUUCGUCGCCUCCAGCAGUCGUCAGAUACAUCAACGAAGGCAAAUCGAUCUGCGUUGGAUGGCGAAGGGCUGCCGAGGCGUUCUGGGGAAUUUGGGAAACUAUUUCGGACGCUUCUGCCGUUUCUUCUCUUCUUCGGCAUGCUUCCAUUUCUUCAAGCAGUGGCGUCCGAUUCCGACGCUUUUGUAGUCGGGGGUCCCAAUCCAAAACCCCAACCUUGGAUACCAGUCGUGGCGUAUUUGGAGCCCCUGCCGAGACCCAAGGCACCAAAAUGUGAUCAGACAUAUGUCUCGCGUUCGGGAGGACCGACGAAUGGAACAUUUACAGCACCAAUGCUCAUCAAUCCCUCGAAUCAUUCCAGACAGUGUCUCUACAUCUUCUUAGCGGGUCCUGGACAGCGUGUCGAAGUAGUUUUUACAUCAUUCAAUUUACGGGGAAAUCCACCAGAUGGGGCUGCCGUUGGGGAAAUACCAGCCUGUGGCACAGAAUACAUGGACGUUUACGCGGAGGUGCAAUCAUCAGAUCCAGCUGAUUUGAUCAAUUCUCCCUUUGGUGGUCGCUUCUGUGGUCCCAUACCGCCUCGUCGCCGUAUCUCGCUGUAUCGUGCUAUAGCUUUAUCGUUUUUUACCAAUAAAAACAUGACCACUCCGGAUGUGUUUGGGGGUCGCUACAGUUUCAUCAAUGAAUCGGAAUUCGAUGUUGGUCAGCCCGUCAUUGGAUCCCCCUGUUCCUACAUCGUCAACAUUUCCCAGAAUCGUACAGGAUCGAUAAUUUCACCCACUUAUCCAGGUGCCUAUCCCAAAGAUAUGUCUUGCACUUAUCAAUUUAUCGGUAAACGCAAUCAGCGUGUGCGACUGGAGUUUCGUGAUUUUGAUCUCUUCUUCGGUGGACCACACUGUCCAUUUGAUUUUGUGAAAGUUUACGACGGCAUUGAUAACACUUCAGCUCUCGUGGGCACCUACUGUGGCCAACAGAGAAAUCUCGUGCUGUAUUCUAGUGAAUCGAAUCUCUUUGUGCAUUUCUACACACUCCAACGAACGGCCAAUACACAGAAUCGUGGCUUCAAAGGAAUUUUCGAAUUUAGCGAAAGUUUUGUUAAAUUAGAUUUUAUACGUGAAAACGAUGGUGAACACAUUCGCGGGUCAGAGUGUGAUCAGAAGAUUCUCUCGAAAAAGGAAUCAUCAGGGUUUGUCUACUCGCCCAAUUAUCCAUACCCAUUUAUUCCGAAAGUAGUUUGUAGAUAUUUCAUUUAUGGUAUGCAAGAUGCACAAAAUUUGGAAAGAGUUAAAUUGGAAUUUUCCAUCUUUGAAAUACCAAAAAUGGAGCAUAAAGAAAAAAGCGAAUCGAAUUGCACAGAUGGAUACUUGAAAAUCUACCUAAAGGGACAAGAGACCACAGAUAGUUACGAUAAAUUCGACUAUGAAUUGUGUGGGAGUGAAAAUCCCCCGCCUGUUGUUAGCGAUGGUCCACGCCUUGUGAUGGUGUUUAGUUCGGGUGAACUCCAGGGACGUGGCUUUAAGGCGAAGUACUCCUUUGAGACGGAGUACAAGAUUCCCGGGACAGCAGCACCCGAUGGCACGUGUAGCUUCACAUAUCGCAGCACAUCGCGCAAGAAGGGUGAAUUCAAUAGUCCGCGCUAUCCUUCCAACUACCCCUCGGAAACUAAUUGUUCCUACCUCUUCCUCGCGACACCCAAUGAGCAAGUCACCAUCGUCUUUGACAACUUCAAGGUGAAGGCAGACAACGCCAACACCACGGGAGGAGCUUACGGCAUAACUGUAUGCCUCGAGGAUUGGCUGGAAAUGUAUGUGGUCUACCGCGAUGGGAGUGAUCGCUUCCUUGGCAGAUACUGCAGCCUCACAGCCCCUGGCCCAGUGGAGAGUCCACGUGGGGCUGUGGGGAUUCGAGUCUUCCUUCAUACUGAUCAAGAGAAUGUCGCGAGUGGCUUCAAGGCGCGCUACAUCUUCGAAGCGGCCAAGUCUGUCUUUGGAGACUGUGGCGGUAACUAUUCAGGUCUCGAUUCUGGGGUCAUUACGUCACCUAAUUUCCCCGCAAACUACCACGGACCCGGGAAGGGAUUGGCAUCACGUGCGUGCAACUGGUACAUUACAGCACGAAUUGGCUACAAGAUUUUGCUCAACUUUGAGAUGUUCUCCGUCGAAGGAGAUCCAGCUGGUCGCGGCUGCCCAGCUGCUGUAUUACGCUUAUGGACGUUUCCUGAGUCCGAUGCAGCUCCACAGGAGGUUUGCGGUGAGAAGGGUUCAGAUCACUGGCACUACAUGUCCCAGGGUCAAACAGCACGAGUCAGUUUUACAACCACCGAUAAAACUAUCGGUGCACAGGGCUUCCGAAUUGUUUGGACUGAAGUACAAGACACUGGCCCGGGGCCACCAUCGAGCAUAGCUAACAUGUGCGAGUCCACAUAUCACUUCCAGUGUGAGAAUUCCGGCUAUUGCAUCGCAGAAAAGUUGCGCUGCGACGGCAUGAAAAACUGUGGACCCGGAGAUGAUUCCGAUGAAAUGCAUUGCAUGUUCGCGGCACCAGACGAGGAUCACGGCGUCCUGAUCAUAACGUCCAUAGCCGCAGGCUCGUUCCUAAUCUGUCUCCUAUGCACGCUGUGUCAUCGAAGAAGAAAACGCCGUCAUCUUCCACGUUUGGGUCUGCAUAGGAAUGCUGCGCACUAUGAUUCAACAACAAGUGCCACAGAGCUUUCAAUUGCAGGUCUUGGCUCCAGUCGGCGUCACCUACAGGGUGGCAGUAGUUUGUCCGGGAGCUUGCACGCCAUCAACAGUGGAUCACUGCCUAUUCCACCAGCGCCUCUACCACCCACAAGUGUGCCACCUCACAUUUGCAUCAAUGAUGAAUUCGAGGAUCCAGACGAUCUCUUUGGUAACAUUGAUCGCUUCUCAAAUAAUGGCGAGAGUGUAUAGCAGGAGGAGAUGUUCAUCUCACCUUUUUUCUCAUAAUAAGCAAUUACGCCUUUUAGUUCUCAUAUACCUACAUAUAUAUGAAUUCCCCCAAAAGAAGGUACAGCGAGUAUGAAAAGGAGAGAGAAAGAAUUGAAAGGAAGCUCCAAUAUUUUAACUUUCAAUACCGUCUUUUCCAAUGUAUUAUUGCAAAAUCCUAAAUCGACAAAAUUGCGAUUGCCAAAAAGGACUUCCCAUUGUGUAAUACCUUCUCCCCCUCCUUACCCUAUUAAGUACAUUCAGUUGAAGACUUAUGAGAAGUCUCAAAAAAUCUCAAGGAAAUCACUGGAAUUGUCUUUUUGUGUUAAAUUAGUAAAAGAAAAAGAAGAAAAUCUAGCAAUGCAAUGUUUCUAGGAACAAUAAAUAGAGGAGGAGGAUGAAAAGAAAAUGCAGCAACUAUAAAAUCAACAACAGAGAUUAUAAGAAAAAAAAUACCGUAGCAGAAUAUUGUACGAAAAAAAGCAACCUCUACUUCCACUAAAUGUUUAAGGAAAAAAACCGUAAUUUUAAUAUUUGUAAUAAUGAAAGAAAAAGAAGAAAAAAAACUUAUUGUUAAUAAAAAAAAAAAAAGAACAUGAUGAUAUAAACAGCACUGAAAAACCCAAAAUAUAACUUCUAAAAGUAAAAAAAUAAAUAAAUAAAAUACAUUUGCAAAAAAAUGAAAAUUAAUCACAUCACUUUCAGCAAUUCUAUCAUUUUUAAAGAAUUUAUCAUUAUUUUUUUUCAGUGAGUAAAGAAAAAUUAUAUUUAAAUAAAAUGACUUUUUCGCAACAAAUAUCACAUUAAUUCUUUAUAAUAAAACUAACUACACCACUUAAUUAAAAAAAAAUCAUAAACUCAACACUAAAGAAUACACUAAUGUAGGUGAAUUUAAUAAAAAGAAAAUGACUAAUAAUAAAAAAAAUGAAUAACAAAAUAUAAUUGAGUGUUUAAUAAUAAAAAAAGGUGAAUAUGAAAAAAAUAAAGCUAAAUGAAGAUGUUUAAAAAAAAUGGUGAAAAAUGUAUUCAAAAAGAGAAUUUAGAAUUUUGUGUGGCAAUUUAAAGGCAAACAAAAAUGAAAAUUUUAUGAGAACCCUUUUAAUGGCAAAAAAAAUCACCAUAAUUUCGUUCAUUGAGUUUAUCUUUUUGUCCUUUAACUAAAUAAGCUAUUGUUGAUUUAUCUUUUAUCAAAAAACAAUUUUUAAUUCAAAACACUAACGAACUCCAAAACAAUUGACGCUUACGAGUAGUGAAAAGAAUGUAAUAAGUGUAGGAAAUAAAGAAAGAGAAAAUCUUCUAGUAUAGUUAUUUAACAAAAAAAAAUGAGUGAAAAAACUAUGAAAAUUAAUUAAUAAAAUGGAAUAAAUCCAGAAAUUUAUAACAAAAUGCGGCGUUUUAUAGUGAAAAAAACAUUUUUAAAAAAUCAAUGAAAAAUUAGACCCACAGAGAAGAUAAGGCGAUACUCCAUCGUUGUAUAAAAAGAAAAGCUUUUAAUUUGUUGUCUUCAGAAAUUAAAUCAAGAAUCUAGCAGAUAGAUUUGGAAUAGUUUGACUUAACAAGUUUCAGUCUUUCAUUAAAAAAGCAACAAGAAUAUUGAAAAGAAUAAAGCAAAGUUUUCAAAAUAUAACUUUCAGACAGAAGAGAUAUUGGACCCUAUUUUAAAAUUAAUAUUCAAAUUUUUCUUCCAUUUUCUAGGCUCAUUGAGUUCAUUUUUUAACUUAAGAUAAACAAUUUUAUUUGAAAAAUCUUAAAUUGAUUUAGAAAUCCUUUUAAUUCAAUUCUAUCAUAAAAUUAAAUGCCUAAUUACGAGAUAUUAUUAAUGAUAAAAGCCUAAUUGUGAAGAAAAUGUUAAUCUACUUUUCCCAGAAUGAUAAUUAUUUGAUUUCAAACAGUCUGUGUCAUUUAUUUCUCAUUUAUUUAACCACAUUUAGUGCAAAUUUAACCAAAACCAAAAUUAAAUUGGUCAACUUGCCCACUUUGGAUCUAUUAAUAAAUGCAUAAAAUGGGUAAUGGACAAUUUCAGUUUAAGCGUAAUUGAAGCUAUAAUUUGAUCUGAUUCGAUUUUUUAUGGAAAGGAAUCAAUUGAAAUGAAGUCUUAAUUAAAAAACGAGGGCUACAUUGUAAAAAAAAACGGCUAAGUCGGUUAACUUAGCCGUUUUUACAAUGUAGCCCUUGAACCGUUUUAAUGAAAUAUUUAAUUUUCAUCAAUGACCUAAUUUAAUUUUAGAUUUAAAUCCUUUAAAAAUUUAAAACUCAGAAUAUGAAAACUUCAAAGAUAAACGGCGAUAUGUAUAACUAAAUUGACCUCAAUAACCUAUUUUGUUUUAAACUGACCUUUAAAACAAAACAAAUUUUCUUGCCUAAUUUUUAGUCAACGAUCGAAUAAUUUUCUCUAGACUUUGUAUUAGAGCAUAAAUUAAAAAUCUCAAGUUUAUUUCAAUAUUCUGAAGAUUAUUGUUAAAAAAAAAUCUUUUUAUACAAUGAAAGGAUUGUGAUGGGAUUGAAUUUUCUGAAAUUAUUUCAUGAAACAUAAAAACAUAAAUUUAAAAAAAAUGUGAGAAAAGACUUCAUUAUAUCACACAAGAGAUAUUGAAAUAAUUCCGGAAAAAAUUGUCUACGGUUUUAUAGGAAAAAAACAAUUAUUAAGGAGUAGUUAAAUGAAGAAAAAAAAAAACACUAAUAAAAUAAAUCUUGUGAGAACAUGGGGCAAAUUAUUGCAGUAAAUAGUGGGAGGGUUUAAUAAAUUUAGGGUAAGGAUGCAGGAAAAUUCAAAUGGGCGAAUGCGCAAAUUUAUCAAUGAGAAUUUAUGAUUUUUAACUUUUUUGCAAAUUAAUCUCACUAUAAUAACUCUUUGGGUUUUUUGCACUGUGCAAAGUAAGAAAAAACGAAUCGUUUUUUUCUAAAAUGAGAAAAUAAUGUUUAUAACAUUCACAAACAUUAAAAAAAAAACGAUGAAAAUAAAACAUUAAUCGAUGAAGUUAUUUAACAAAAAAAAAUGAGAACAACAACACCAAAAGUUAUAAUAGAGCACGUGUUUUAUAUAAAUAUAUUUAUGGAAUAAAAGAUGAUAAAGAAAAAAAAUACAGUAACUAGUGAGAUCCCCCCUUAAAUAGCGAGACGAGUAAAGAAAAAAAAAUGAGUAUCUUCUGAAUAGAGUGAUGCGCGUAAUUAAAUGAUAAUUUUCACAAUAAAAGCCAAUAUAUAAAUUUUCAGCAUGAAAAGGAUAAUUUUGUUUCCUUUCUUGAAACAAACCAAAAGAAAAAAAAUAAUCACAUUUUUUAUGUGAAUUGAAUGUGCAAUUUUGUGAAUAUUGUUCAUCACGGCCAAACUUUUGCGUAACGAUUCCAAUUUCCAAUGGCUAUAAAAUAUUUUUAAAUUAUAUCUUAGGAAUGUAUGAUAAUUUCCACCCCCCCCCUGCCCCCUGAGAGAUAUGUCCUCCAGAGAAUGAUGAUUUGUUGUUGCUCUAAAGAAUUUCCAUUUAUUUCUCCCCUAUAGAAUAUACCUUUAAAACAUUUUCACAAAAGAACAGGGUAAAAGAAAAAUUUAAAACCUUGAAUGAUUAUUUUCACACAAUAAUUUCAACUUGAUCACAUUUUUCUUGAAUUUUUAUCUCACAUCAAAUUAAAAAAAAAUUAACAAAUAAGGGAAAAUGAAAGCACAAAUAUUCACAAAAAUACAUUUCAAUUUUUUUUAAACAAUAUAAUGUAAUUUAAUAUAGUUUUUCUUCACUGAUGCAGAAGCGACGCAACACACGAGAUUUAUCACCCCUAAUAUCAUUUAGUAAAAGAAAAAAAAAUGAAAGUUAUAUACUAAAAAAAACAACAAUAUGAAACACAGUAUGAUUAAAAAACCAAAAAAUGUAUGAUUAAGUAAAAAAAAUUCACAUAUAAUAUUAAUUAAAAAUAAAUAAAAGUAAACUUAUAAAAAAAAUUAGAAAAAGAAAAACAUGUUGCAGCGUUUUGUAUAAAAAUUCCUAAUGUUGUUUGUUAUAAUCAAAAUUAAACUGUUAUAUUAAUAAUAUAAUAAAAUAAAUAAUGACUAAACAUGUAAUAAAAGAAAAUGAAGGAGACAAUGCGAGAACAUAGCAAGUGAAGGGGCGGAUAAAGGAGAUUGAUGAUGUUAAUAGGAAAAAAAAUGUGAAACUUUGUUUUCUAUACCCAAUUAAUAUUGAAAUAUGUGGUGAAAAAAAAUACGGUAAUAAGAAAAAAAAACUGUAACGAGUUAACGAAAAUAUGGAAUUUAUUUGAUAUGUAAAUAAAUACUGUUUAAUUCGAAUGAAGAAAAGAAAUAAAAUUGUAUGUAACACAGAAAAGCUCUUUUAAUUUGCUC
This is a messenger RNA of Lutzomyia longipalpis, 9129 nucleotides long. RefSeq names its product tolloid-like protein 2. The transcript has 18 exons. Lineage: Eukaryota; Metazoa; Arthropoda; Insecta; Diptera; Psychodidae. The coding region runs from base 1315 to 4785 and encodes 1156 amino acids. The record is from RefSeq and is a predicted model, not a curated record. Gene Ontology annotation, cellular component: plasma membrane. Gene Ontology annotation, molecular function: protein binding.